Seriola dumerili (greater amberjack) is the source of this 2520-nucleotide messenger RNA. RefSeq lists its product as uncharacterized. Lineage: Eukaryota; Metazoa; Chordata; Actinopteri; Carangiformes; Carangidae. The record is from RefSeq and is a predicted model, not a curated record. Gene Ontology annotation, molecular function: transmembrane signaling receptor activity. Gene Ontology annotation, biological process: cell surface receptor signaling pathway. Bases 50 to 1702 code for a protein of 550 amino acids. The transcript has 8 exons.
CAGUAGCUACUUCCUCAACACGAUUAAUACACAGUGUUGGUUCUUUUGUAUGCGUUACUCUGCCAGUGCGAUGGGUGGAGGAAAACAUCUGCUUCUGUUGGCAGUGUUUGUGCUCCUGGAAAGAUGUCACGGACAGAGGACAGAAGUUUCUAUGUGCCCCCGACUCAAAAUGGUCUUCUCUGGGGACUUAUUCUAUUUGAGCUGUGACAACAGUGUGGGUGAGAGCGGAGUGAAAUGGUACUUUAACAACAAAGAAGAAAAGCAGACGAAUAAAACCUGGAAGUUUGCGGUUGCUUCCCCCAAGCACUCUGGCUCUUACCAAUGUGAGCACAAUGGGCAAAAGAGUGAUAAUUUCAGCCUCGACGUCAUGGACUUCAAUCCCAGUGCUUCACUCACCAUCAAGACCGGCCACCCAGUGAUGCAAUACGGACAUUCAGUCAUGCUGCAGCUUGACAAUGAAGAUGGUCUGGAGGGAUGGGUCUGCUGGGUCCACAGGGAAGGAAAAAAAACGAGGAAGAUUAAGUUUAAGUUGGAGAACAGUGGCCAUGCGAUCUUUCAAACCACGAAACUGGAAGUCCCAGAGACCAUUUUCUGGUGUACUGAUAAAAGUCAAGACAAGAGAAGUAACCAAGUCAUAGUCAGGACCUCAGCUCAGGAUAUAUCACUGGAAAUGUAUCCCUUCCCCGCUGUAGUUGGGGAGCCUCUGACUCUGAAGUGCAUUGCCUGGGGCACAGAUCAAAUUAGCGACACUGUUUUCUACAAAGACAACACAAUCAUUAUGCAUGCUGCCAACCCUACCUACAAGAUCACUGACGUAUCAGAAUCUACACAGGGACCAUAUAGGUGUAACGCCACCUACACACACAAGGCCCGCACGAGUGGGCCUGCAUAUCAGAGGGUCUCCGAUAUUCAAGAUGUGUUUGUCAAAGAGCCUCCGAUUAAGGCCGUUCUCUCUGAAGGCAAUAGUUUGUCAUGUUCUUGUCCAGAAUGUCCCAGUAAUGUCUCCUAUCAUUGGUACCACAAGAAUGAUGAUCAGCCAUGGGGACUUACAGGUUCACCAUCAAGCGACAUGACACCACAAAAGCGUGGUACUUAUGCUUGUAAAGCUGUGUGGAACAACAUGAGGUCUGCUCUCAGCAACUCUUACAAUUUUCAGACCAACAAUUCAAACCCAGCCGUCAUUGCCAUCUGCCUGGUGGUGGUGGGCAUGCUGGCCGUGGUGAUAGGUUUAGCACUUUAUUAUCAACGUAAGAAGAGAAAUACUGCAAGCCCAAUUUAUGAGGAUGUGGCUCUGAGUUCACGAGAUGCAGGUGAUAACAGAUAUGAUGUCCUGCAGAAGGGACAUGGUGCCAAAAGGGAGGCCGAGUAUGAUACCCUUCACCCACAGGCACCAGGCAGGGAGAAGAAAGGUGGUGAAUAUGAAGCACUGAAAAAAGAGGAAAUGAAAGAGGGGGUAUACCACAGCUUGGGAGCAGAGGGGGCAGCAAGAGGAGAUGGAGGAUACGAAGCACUGAAGAAAGAGGGGAUGAAAGAGGGGGUAUACCACAGCUUGGGAGAAGAGGGGGCAGCAAGAGGUGAGGGAGGAUAUGAAGCACUAAAGAAAGAGGGGAUGAAAGAGGGGGUAUACAAUACUCUGGGAGAGGGGGCAGGUGCAGGACAGGAAGGAGAAGAAAUAGCAGAGAAUAAAGACAAAGACAAAUGAUAUGAGACAGUGAGGGCAAGAAGGAGGUAAGAGAGUAGCUUGUAUGCUAAAGAAAAAUUACAUUUCUCCAAACCAGCCAAGUCAGGUGACGUCUCAGUUCUCAAGUUCAAAUUCUAUGAUUAGACAAAAGUGUAACAUACACUACAUGUCAGUGGUGUAUGGGAAAUUUAAAUAACUUUCAAGUAACUACCAAAUGAUGGGAUAUAGAUCUAAAGGCAAAUCUACAUCAGACUUACAGUAUAAGGAAAACCACACAUAUUUGUAUAAAAUAUUUUAAAUAAUAGAGACAGAUAGAAGCCAGAAGUGAGGUUUUGACCUAAUGACAAAAAUCAGGUUAAGAAAGAGCAAAAAUUCCAGUAAGACAAUAAAGAAGAUUCUGUAUGUUGGAUAGUUCAGCAACUAGCAAUUGUUGCCAUUACUUAAUAAUUAUAUUAACCAUAUUAACUACACAUAUUAUUCUGUAAAAUGUAAAUGCAAUCACAGAUAACCAAAACAGAAAAUGCAUUUUGCUUUUGUUCCCUUGUGAAGUCAUACUGUGUCAUUUAUACAGAUAUGGGUGAUAAUAUCAUGACGGGAUUUUUGCAUCUCAAAAAGUAUUAGCUUUAUCAACAUUUUGUGUAAUGAGUUGUUUGUACAUAAGAAAUUGCACAACAUUGUAUCUUGUUCUUUUUGCAUUAAAAUGUUAAUGUACAUUAUAUCACAGUGUGUAUGCUAAACCUAAGCUAUCAACUUGUAGAUCAUUUGUAGUGCGAAUGCUGUGAUUUUAGAUUUUGGCUGUUGUAUUUUGUAUGCUAAAAUAAAACAACUCUUAUUUAAAA